Prorocentrum cordatum is the source of this 1287-nucleotide messenger RNA. The record is from the annotation of a GenBank genome assembly. NCBI's taxonomy places the organism in Eukaryota, Dinophyceae, Prorocentrales, Prorocentraceae.
GACCGCAAGAUCUCACCCCUUGCCGCGCUGGUCGAGGUCGACGCGGUGGUGUUCUGCGUGGGGGUCCUCGUCUGGUUCGUUUGGAGGUGCACCACGUGUAGGUGCAUCCGUCAUCAAGAAGCUGGCUACGGCCACCUGACCAGCGCCACCGCGCGGUACUACGUCCUCUUCCUGCGCACCUGCCGGGACCUCUUCACCACGCUCACAGUGCUCGCGGGCGUGGUGGUGACGCCCGCCUGGGGCCUGGCCCCGCUCAGCCUCGGCUUCCUCAGCGGGCCGCACGAGCUCCGGGAGGUCCGCGGGGCGUGCGCGAGCGAGGGCAUGCUGCCCAUCGGCGACGAGGACGCCUGCGAGCGCGCCGGGGAGCUGCUCGAGACGAUGCUCCGCUUCACCAGCGGCGGCUGCGCGGUCGGCCUGCCCAGGCGGGCCUUCGUCUGCAGGCAAGAGGAGGUGCGCUUCUCCAUGGCGGGGGCGAACUUGCUGAGCACGGGGAGCCUGGACCUCGCCGAGCCCCUGCCCGACGCCUUGCACCGGGCCGAGCGCAAGGGCACCGCGCAGCUAGUCCUCAGCGCGGGCCUCACAGCCGACCGGGUGGCCCUGCUCUGUCUGCUCAGCGCGCUCCUCAGCCUGGCCUCGCUGGUCUUCCUGGACUGGCUCCAGAAACAGAUACGGCAGGCAGACUCGGUGCUGGGCAUGGAGGGCCACUUCCUGGUCCUCGAGAGGACCCUGUGGCUGCAGGAGACCUCCCGGCGGCCGACAGCCAGACGGAUGAGCCGUUCACCCUGGACAGCCAGGACCGAAAUCGAGCGAAUCGAGAAGGACCUUCAGGAGGAGCUGGAGAAGAACCUGCAGGAGAAGGCGCGCUGCCUGCCGCUGGAGGGCGUGCCCAUCGUGGAGCGCAUCCACGUGGCUCCGGUGGUGGACGAGUGGCACUCCCUGUCCGCGCUUCUCCUCGACUCGCGCGAGCGUGAGGACGCCUUCCACGCGCUGGCCCUGGCGCCAGGCGCGACCUACCUGGGCGGCAUGAUGCGGCACUGGUACCGCUUCAGGCGCAAGUUCCACGCGAGGAGGUCGAAGGUGUACCAGGAGAGGCUGAGGAAGAUCAUCGUCGGGAAGAAGCAGCUCAGCGGUUCAGCCUUCGUCACGUUCCGCACGCCGGAGCAGCGCGCCCACUUCCUACAGGAGGCGGGGACCGCUGUCCAGCCGCAGCUCUCUGCAGCAGGUGCGAACCGUCGCCUUGGUGAGCAGCAUGCCCGUGCACACCACGGUAUAUGCUGCAUGUGCUAA